AUGACAAGGGGUUGGUUGAUACAGUCCACUUCACACUCAAAAGGCAACAAACGGAGCGUAGGCUGACUUGUUGCAGCAGACACACAGGGUGUGGAGGGAUGAGAGACCAUGCGACUCCUUCCCCUCUACCUCCUGCUGUCUCAAUGGACUCCUCUACCGUGGGCUCAGAUUCCUACAGGAUUAAACUUUGGGCUAGAUUGUCUAAAUGAUUUCUUCUUCACAAUAACGUGCUCCUUAAAUGCAAGUGGGAGUGCCCCUCACUCCAAUACAACUACGGUGAUCAGCAACAUGCUGGAAUCCUCUUGGCUACAAGCAAGAGAUUUUGAGGGCACUCUGUUUGAAUGUAAGCUGGUGAAGGCGCUGAAUUCCUGGGGCUGUUCACUGUACAUGUACACGCCAGGCGCCUUCUCAUUCACAGACGUGGACCGAUACCAGAUCUCACUCUUCAGCAGUCUCCAUGGCAACAACAGCUCACUGCUGCUGCUGCCAAAGUACAAGACAUGGGAACAUAUCCAGCCCAUCCCUCCCCGUAACCUCUCCAUGCAGUGGGUUGGGGAAGACGCCGUGUUUAGCUGGCUGAGCGGCUACGAGCAGCAGAGCCCCAAGUAUGAGGAGCAUGUCCAGCUCCUACCCUUCUUGAAGUACACACUUCGCCUGGAGUCGCCGCAGGGACACAUGGUGGACUACAACACCUCAAACAGAAACCUCUCUGUAGCCAUGUCCUUCUUCCCUCCCGGUUCAGAGUACUUGGCAACAGUGCGAUCGCAGCCCAGUCAGAUUGUCUACAAGGGAGUGUGGAGCCAAUGGGCUCCCACCAUACGCUGGAGAACAGCCUAUCAAAAAGACCGGGAUACGUCUUUGCUGACUGCUUCACUGAUCUCCAUGUGUCUGUUUCUCAUGAUCAUCAUGACCAGCUACAUCCUGCUGAUAAGAUGGAGGAAGCAUGCUGUGAUCCCACAUCCAGCCCUGAUCGUGACUUCAGUGAAGUGGAAAGACCAAAAUGAGCGUGCCGUCUGGAUUCCAUCAUACGAGGAGGCUUCAAAGAUCGACAUGGUAACGCUGCAGCCAAUCCCAUCAGACAUCAUCAUCAUCAAACCAUCGGAACAACUAGUGGUUGCCAGGGGCAUCAGGGCUCCAGUGAAGACUGACUUCACAGGCAGAACUGGCUGUGUGCAGCUCGACUCCAUGGCAACAGAGACGGCCAGACUGCCCUGCAGUGAGGACUACUGCAUGCUCUCCAGCUUAACGACACCUUAACAGGGUUUCAGCAGAGCAGUGUUGCCACAUAAACCACAAUUAUCACAUUUGAGCCAUAAUUUUGUCCUUUGUACGUUCAAAAACACAUGAUGCUAGAUCAUUUCAGUUUUCAUUCAGUUAAUUUAGUUGCCUUUAAAACACCGAGUUGGUUCAUGUAUGACAAUUUCCUCCCAAAAAGCAAUAAUUUUGAGGUUAUGGUAGGAUAGUUCAACGUUUUCCAUCUGGCACCACUGCAGUAGAGAGCAACUCUGCAUUCACUUCCCUUUGACAUCAAGUUGCCACUGCCUCCUCCACCACUAUAUACACCUAUUGCACCUGUUAUACAUUUGUGCUGUAUCUUAUGUAAUCUCUGCUGAGGGCGUACCACUGUGUUCAUGAAAUGCUGGCAUAUAGAGGCAUGCCUUGUGCUAUUUGAGCAUGGUGUCCCUGAAAUUAUUUGACUGUUUCAUUGAUGAUUUAACAAUGCAUGUGGAUAACAUUACAUUACACUUAGCUGACUCAUCAAAACAACAGUUAUUUUAGGGUAUUGGUUACAGUCCCUGGAGUAAUGUCGGGUUAGGUGCUUUGCUCAAGGGCACUUCAGCCAUGGAUAACUGUGCUGGUAAGGAUGGGAUUUGAACCUGCAAUCCUCUGAUUUAAAGGUCAGCACUCGAAUCAUUGAGCUAUGGCCGCUCCUAUAUACACACAACUCCCUGACCCUUGAUGGAAAGGUCAAUAUGUACGGUUUUACACAGUUGUUUAAUUGUAUUAAGAUGUAAAAUGUAGCAUUCCUUACUGAUUUACAAAUAUUUGUUAAUGCUCAUAUAGGACAUUAUUUAAUAAGUGUCAAGGAAUGAUUUACUUUGCGUUAUUUUUUUUAAGAUCAGUGUUACCAAAAUGGGUAUGAAACAGGAGAUUCCAUUUAAGACCCCCCAAAUUAAGAUUAUUCUCCAUUGAGUUUACACAAAGCACUGACAUUUCAUUCUGAAUAAAGCAUUCAUAAAAAAUAAAGCAUUUCAACUGGACAGAGUUGACACUAGGUCUGUGUCUUUGACUCCUGAGUCAUUCCGUAGCAACGAGCAUGCUUGUAACGACCGGAAUAGAUUUUAAAGUGGAAUUUCAGUUUUUGAUAGUGGAAUAAAGUUUCCGUAUUAAAGUAUAAAGUAAGUCUCGUGUACUUUGUCAAAAAAACGUAUAUAAAAAGAUUAGCACAGAAGUUUGAAAUUGUGUUUUACCAGUCUCCAAUGUGCAGCUUUUAACUAAACAUAAAAAAAG
Molecule: messenger RNA, 2511 nt
Organism: Engraulis encrasicolus (European anchovy)
Lineage: Eukaryota; Metazoa; Chordata; Actinopteri; Clupeiformes; Engraulidae
Product: interleukin-4 receptor subunit alpha
Exons: 9
Coding region: 109-1257 (382 amino acids)
Biological process (GO): cytokine-mediated signaling pathway
Cellular component (GO): external side of plasma membrane
Molecular function (GO): cytokine receptor activity; protein binding
Source: RefSeq, a predicted model, not a curated record